Aplosporella prunicola CBS 121167 is the source of this 993-nucleotide messenger RNA. RefSeq lists its product as uncharacterized. The coding region runs from base 1 to 993 and encodes 330 amino acids. Gene Ontology annotation, molecular function: 8-oxo-dGDP phosphatase activity. The record is from RefSeq and is a predicted model, not a curated record. NCBI's taxonomy places the organism in Eukaryota, Fungi, Ascomycota, Dothideomycetes, Botryosphaeriales, Aplosporellaceae. The transcript is spliced from 2 exons.
AUGGACAAGACCAACCUCGAUUUGAUGAACGACUGCGACAACUUCCCUUACUAUGAAACCGCACCACACCUCUACGAAGCCGCGCUCGACCGCCUCUACAGCCUGCAGAUCGCCGGCGAUGACGACUCGCUCCUGGGCCUCGUGCUGCCGGGCGUCGCCGAGGUCCUGCGCGGCUUGCCCACCUGGACCCUCAACGACGAUGAGCGUACCCUCACCCUGAACACCGGCUUCGACGAGCCCUCGCGCACCGCCGUCAUCGCUGCCACCACCCGCGCCAUGCGCGAGACCGGCCACUUCCAGAUCCUGUCCGGCUGGCGCGACGAGCUGUACCCCGUUUACGGUCGCAACGGAGCCCUGCUGUUCAAGAUCGAGCGCAGUGCUAGCCCGCUCUUCGGCAUUGUCAGCUAUGGCAUCCAUAUGAUCUGCUACACCCGCAGCAAGUCCAAGUCUGAGGAUGGAACCGUCGGUGAAGAGCUCAACUUCUGGGUCCCGCGCCGGGCGAAGUCAAAGCAGACGUAUGGCGGUAUGCUGGAUAACACCGUUGCUGGCGGGCUGGCGGCUGGGGAGCUGCCCAGGGAGGCGCUGGUCAGGGAAGCUGAGGAGGAGGCGUCGCUGCCUGCAGAGCUGGUUGAAGCGAAGGCGAAGGCAGUCGGCACGGUUUCGUAUUUCCACGUUCGCGACGAACGCGCCGGUGGAGAGACGGGUCUGCUGCAGCCCGAGGCGCAGUAUGUAUACGAUUUGGAGCUGCCAGACGACGUCAUACCGAAGCCGAACGACAACGAGGUGGAGGGCUUCGCGCUUCUCUCGCUCGAAGAAGUCAGGGCGAAUCUCAGGAGGGGCGAGUUCAAGCCGAACUGCGCUGUGGUGACGCUGGAUUUCCUCAUCAGACACGGCAUUUUGACGCCGGAAAACGAGCCGGAUUACUUGGAAAUCUGCUCGAGAUUGCACCGCCGCUUCGAGUUUCCGACUGUUAGAGUGCAUGGCUUGAAAUAG